This is a messenger RNA of Striga asiatica, 1458 nucleotides long. The record is from the annotation of a GenBank genome assembly. Lineage: Eukaryota; Viridiplantae; Streptophyta; Magnoliopsida; Lamiales; Orobanchaceae.
UGGGCCAUUAUAACAGAUCCGUACGAGUACUCACUCCACAUCGAAUACACUCACACAUUAAAUACCCCUCCUCCUCGACAGCUGGACCCUCAACCCCUCCCUCGCCUGCAGUAUAAUCGAGUCACGUGGUACCACCACGUGCCCCUCCACCAUCCGCACCUUGUAACGCCACAGUAUGGCGGCCGCCACCAUCUUCAUCUGAACAAACGCCAUCUCCUUACCCAAACACGUCCUGGGUCCCGCAUUAAACGCCGGAAACCUAUACGACGGCACGUGAUUCACACCUCCCUUCCCCGAAACCCACCUCUCAGGCUUAAACUCCAUGUAAUCCUCACCCCACACGCCCUUCAUCCUCCCCGUCGAGUAAAACGAAAUAAUCACCUUCGUAUUCGUCUCCACAUAAUGGCCGCUCGGGAGAAAAUCCGGCGCCGCCGGAGCCUUAUAAACCAUCUUCUUCGACUCCUCUGCUCCGAAACGUCUCGAACUGCAGCCUCCCUGCUCGAUUUCCUCCAAAAUCUUGGCCUCGACAGAUGGGUUUCGGCUUAUGAGCCAGAAGAGCCACGUGAGGCACGUGCUCGUCGUGUCCCGGCCUGCGAACAUCAGGCUCAAGGCCGUGUCUCGAAGAAAAUCCCUCAAACCUUCCGACGAGCCGUUUUUCUCCAGGUAAGCAUCCUUAAAAGCAGCAAGCAAGUUGUGAUUAUUGUAAUUCUUCUUCUCGAUUGGAAUAUCGACGAGUGGGUAUAUGAAAUCGUCGAAAGCCUUCCACGCGCGGAUGAGUUUCCCUUCUUUCCCGACGCGGAGCCAUUUCUGAAGCUUCCAGAUGCCCUCCGGGAGCAGGUGCCGGUACAGCAGCGCCUCGAUAGCGUCGUUGAAGGCCUUCUCGCAGUCGACACGAGGCAUCUCGACGGACAGGCUGUGCGGGUCGUGGUCGAGCACGAUUUUGCAUAUGCCGUCGAAGCCUCUGGAAAACGUCCUGCAGGUCGAAAAUCGCGGCCCGAGCAGAGAAAGAAUCGAGGACGGGGCGUUUUCGACAUUUUCCCAAACGGAUUUUUCGAGGAGGCCGUGGAAAUUGGGGGUCGUUCUGCGGUGGAGCUCCCAGAGCUCGAAAUCGGCGUUGAAGAUACCGUCGCCGAGGAUUUCGAAGAUCUUGCGGAAUUCGGGGCCUUUGGGGUAGUUGGAGAAGUUGCGGCUGAAGAUGUGGUGGAUGUUGGCGGGGUCGCAGGUGGCGAGCAUGUCCGGGGAGAGGUAGCGGGGGAACUUGAUCUCGAAGGUUCCGCCGGAUUCGGAGAGGACGUCGGUGACGUAGGCGUGGAUGCGGUGGCUGUUGCGGAUGAGUGCGGGGAGCAUGCCGACCACCGGCCAGUUGGUGGGAAGAACCGAGGUCGAAAUCAACGCGAGCGCGAGGGCGAUGGUGAAGGUGAACAGAAAAAACUCGCCAGAAUUGGCCAUUUUUUUGGG